UGUGUAAAGCUCUUUCCUGCGCAUGCGUUCUUUUUUCCGGUCAGCACACUGUUUAAUUUUAUGUAGUUACCUGUACUGUUGGUAUAUUCUUUUCGUUUCUUUGAUUUAUUCAGACGGAUUAAGGAUAACUGUAAUUAUGUCCGGUUAGUUAGAGUGGAGUGAGCGGAAAUAUAAAUCUGUGGGGGAACGAAAAGCUACAGAACACCGGCUCAGAUGAGAGCGUUGUCUCUGCGUUCUGAACGUCAUGCUUCCCCGGGCGGGUAAAGAGUUCCUGGUCCGGAUCCGGUUCUCCUGGAGGCCUCUGUUCCAGGGCCGAUACCUGCUGCUCACCAACACGCUGAGCGGAGGGCUCAUGCUGUCGCUGGGAGACAUCCUGCAGCAGACUCGGGAAAACCGCAGGGAGCCGGGCCGAGUCCGGGACUGGAAGAGGACAGGUAAGGGUCGGGCAGACGGACGGCCUGGGGCAUCGCUGGCCCAACAUUUAGAUUUUCAUGACCCAAAGUGGGGAUUGUGGCUGACCCUUGUCUGGUUUUGCACAGGUAUGGAUCUGCUGCAGGGACGCUCUUUAUCAGACGGAUGGGCGGAGUUUAGAGGAAAGUUCUGGGAGUUUUAUAAGAUGGACUGGUGUGUUUGGCCCGCUGCGCAGGCGAUUAACUUUUACUUUCUGUCGCCCAAGUUUCGUGUCGUGUACAUUAACUUUGUCACGUUAGGAUGGGACACCUACCUCUCAUAUCUUAAACACAGAGAUGAGAGCCGGCAGGUUGACCUGACAUCUGACAGCAGCUCUGUGGAUUCACAGCAGGAAGAUCUGACAUCUUCUAAACCUCUGGAGGAAAAAGCUUAGAGUUCCUCAUUAUCCGUGACGUUAAUUAAAUUAUAUUUUCAGACUCUAACUCCUUCUCUUGAAGGACUCUGUAAGAAGGCAUUUAUCUAUGAGGAGCUGCAUAUUUUUAAAUUUUCGUCCUGUUUUGUGUGUGUGUGAAAGAGGUGGACUCCCGUUGGAGCAUUCAGGGACGACAGCAGCUUCACUGCCCUCACCGCUGAUAUUCCUGUUUCCAGACGUUGUGAUUGUUGAAGCGUUUUGUCUCGACUAAAGCUAUAAGCUGACGCGUACCUCUAUAUUUCUGUGUUGUUUAAAUAUUUCCGUAUAAGUAUCAGAAGUGUUUUAAGCCCAGCUUCACCAUGAGGAUCUUUGCCUUAACAUGCAGCCCAGUUCUCAACAUUAUUGUGCCAAAUAAUCUCUGCUGACUGUUUAUCCUUUAUGAUUCCUGAUGAAUGAUGUCUGAUGGAUUUAUAAGAUGAUUAUAGUUAAAUCCAAUAUUUCACAGAACUGUAGACUGUAAAUAUAAACUUCAAUCCUGUUAAACUGAAUAUUUAUCACUUUUCAGUCUAAUGUGUGAAACAAAAUGUUUCCACCAAUCAAUUUAUCAGUUAGGGUUUUUUUUGGGUGAAUUUAAUCAAUUAAUGAAUAUUUGUAGUUUUUCUUAUUUGUACGAUUGCACUCUUCUAAAUGAUGUAGAGAAUUGGUUAAAGACAGAAGUCUGUAAAGAAAUUAUAGAUUUUUUUUUUCAAUUUUUAUUUUUUUGUUAACAUGUUUUGUCUUGAAAAUGAGUGAUAAUCGGUGUUGUAUGAACAUGGAGAAAAUAUUUAUUACAUGACAUUAAAGCAGAAUUAAACAUGAAUAAUUAAAAACUUUA
This is a messenger RNA of Poecilia latipinna (sailfin molly), 1697 nucleotides long. RefSeq names its product MPV17 mitochondrial inner membrane protein like 2 (gene mpv17l2). The record is from RefSeq and is a predicted model, not a curated record. NCBI's taxonomy places the organism in Eukaryota, Metazoa, Chordata, Actinopteri, Cyprinodontiformes, Poeciliidae. Gene Ontology annotation, cellular component: membrane; cytoplasm; mitochondrion. Gene Ontology annotation, biological process: mitochondrial ribosome assembly. The transcript has 6 exons. The coding region runs from base 245 to 844 and encodes 199 amino acids.